Molecule: messenger RNA, 927 nt
Organism: Zerene cesonia (dogface butterfly)
Lineage: Eukaryota; Metazoa; Arthropoda; Insecta; Lepidoptera; Pieridae
Gene: Mlc2
Product: myosin regulatory light chain 2
Exons: 3
Coding region: 17-757 (246 amino acids)
Biological process (GO): locomotion; post-embryonic development
Cellular component (GO): cytoplasm; myosin II complex
Molecular function (GO): calcium ion binding; myosin heavy chain binding
Source: RefSeq, a predicted model, not a curated record
UUUUGGCGAACUAUAUAUGGAAUGGAGAGUUUGUGGGAGCCGGGAGGAGGGGGGGCUGAGACUCUUGGUAAAUCCAACGGGUGCGCUAUCUCGGAGUCAGGGUGGGACUGCCGAACGGUACAGUCUCUCUUCCGUCGAACUAACAAACAACACAAUGGCGGAUAAGGAAAAGAAGAUCAAGAAGAAGAAGGCGAAAGAAGAAGCGCCCGCUGAGGAAGCCCCAGCUGCUGCUGCCCCUGCCGAGAGACAAUCCUCCCGAGGCAGCCGCAAGGCCAAGCGCACUGGUUCUAAUGUCUUCUCUAUGUUCACACAGAAACAGGUCGCUGAGUUCAAAGAAGCCUUCCAGCUAAUGGACCACGACAAGGACGGUAUCAUCGGCAAGAGCGACCUCCGCGCCACUUUCGACUCCCUCGGCAGGCUCGCCUCCGAGAAGGAGCUCGACGACAUGGUUGGCGAAGCCUCUGGCCCCAUCAACUUCACCCAGCUCCUCACCCUCUUCGCGAACCGCAUGUCCGGCGGCUCCGACGACGAUGACGUAGUCAUCAACGCCUUCAAAACCUUCGACAAGGACGGCAAGAUCGACUCUGAGAACCUCAGACAUGCCCUCAUGACCUGGGGUGACAAGUUCUCCCCCGAUGAGGUCGACGAGGCCUACGACCAGAUGGAGAUCGACGACAAAGGCUACAUCGACACCCAGAAGCUGAUCACCAUGCUGACCGCCAGCGCUGAGGAAGAGGAAGGCGGUGAAGCCGCGUAAUUUAAUUCCAUACAAUGAAGAGCGUCAACUUAGAGUGGCUACCACCCGGCCCGCGGUUCGAAGAUUAAACGCGUUGCGAACCAAAUUAUUUUUUAUUUAUAUCUCUAUGUAAUUUAUUGUUUCCAUUUUUUAAUUUAUAUAUAAUGAAAAUAUAGUUCUACUAUACAAAA